AUGUUUAACCUAUCAAACGCUCCCACAGUUCCUCUCGGUGACGACGAACUCAGCGCGGACGCUGACGAACCACCGGACGACCAAAUAUCUCCACUGACCGCCACCGCCACGCGAGAGGCUCUCUACCAUCGCUCUAACGCUCCUCCAAACCCUCGCCGCGAGUCUCUCUUAACUCGGGCAAUUAUGGCAGAAUCCAAACACGGAGAUGACACUCAUAGGCUGGCCGACCGUGGACUGUCGACGACGUCUUCUCAUAGUACAGCGAGCAUGCCUUCGACUGCGGAGUUGACGAGUGACGGGGACACCAGCCAGUCACGGUCAGUAACACCUAGUCCGCCACCUCCUUCGGGACGCUUCGCUCCCCUUCUUGAUCUCAAGAAAAAUGGCCCUCAGGUGGUCAUUGCCGCACCGAUUACGAAGGAUGAGAGGGAAGCAGCGGUUGAGAAGACGUUGGGCCGUAAGCGCUGCAUCAUGUUCGCAUGCGGAGGCACAGAUUCUGAAAAGAGCAACGACAAUGUGACGCUCCGCAAGCAAAAGCCAGCAGUCGAACAACCCGAGGCUCCGAAGCGGAAGUGCGCCCUCACCUUUGCUUGUCCCUCACGUACCAGCGCAAUCGAGACCAAAGGCUCUCCCGCCAAGCUACGGGCCGAAUCCAAGAUCACACGUCGCCCAUCACCUGCCCCUUUCCCACGCAAGUCCACUUCAGAGUCUGUCGACGUCUCGGGCCACUCCGCCGGUACAGCUAGGAUGGCUAGUCCUGAGAAAACGAGACCGAAUCCACCCUCUCCAAAGGCGACCUUUCAUGAAUUUGCCGCAUCUCAGGAUGAGACUGACGCAUGGGUCGACAAGCCAGAUGUUCACAAGGAGAGGAUCACCUUUGAUGACUGCAUGAAGAAGGAAAACCGCAUCAGGCAAAUCGGCCGUGAAGCAGAAGAGGAGGCGGAAGAAGAAGAACGAGAACAGGAAGAGCUCGGAAACGCAUCUGAGGAUGAGUACAACGACAACGAAGACGACUUCGCCCCGUCCGAUGACGGCUCCGAUGACGGUAACGAAUCGGACGACGAGGGCGGUUUCGCCAGCUCUGAUGAGGAAAGCGACGGCGGCUCGGAAUAUAGAUUUUGGGCGCCCUCGAACACCGUCGUGCCCACCGGCAGCGAACAUAUCAACAUAAGUCAUUUCAGCGCACGUCGACAGUCCGAGGCCAGUUCUGUCGAGUCCUUGACCCGAUCGAGUACGCCACCGCUCCAUUCAAUGAUGAAGCAGGCUGGAAGACGUCGCAACAUUGGCGUCAAGGUGUCGAAAAUGAGACCUGGCACACCGGAGUUGCCGGAUAGCACAGACUUCGUUUGUGGAACGCUUGACGAAGAUCGUCCUUUGGAGGCCGCAUAUAUCUCCUGCCGCGAGCAGAAAAAGCGGGAGAAGCAUAUUCCUAUCCCACAGGACAUUGAUCCAAGCUUCCCAACGACCGACCCGGAAGACAACGAGGAAAACAGCGACGAAGAAGAGCUCGCUGACUCGCAGCAUAGCUCGGACGGUCCGCGAUGGCUUAAGGAUGGGUUUGCUGAUUUUGACGAGGAGCAUCAAGGACGUCGUAAACCAUCGUUCACAAUGCCCAUCGCCCAUUCACCCUCUCCUCCUCGUGCUGCGUUUGGCGGAAGAGUCGGCCGCACCACUCACCGCUCGCCACCUCCGAGGCAUGCGGUCGCACGGUCACCGCCGCCUCGAAAACUGUUUGGGCAUUCUCCCACAAGACUCAGGUCGCCGUUUCCGUCAGCCAAGUUACGUUCUCCCCGUGGCUCUCCGACAUACUCUGCCAUCCCGACAAGGAUCAAUCCAAGAGGACUUGCUCAACGUCCGACAAUGGAGCGGACCGCAUCGCUUCCAGACACUCCUAAUCCCUUCUUCAAAAAUUUCCAUAUUGGUAGUCCUUCGAUCUCCAAUAUCGCGUCUGGAGCCGUCACACCAGCUAUCGAGGAGCCCCCGCGUCCGGACAUGCACGUUCGUGGGCCAGUCGACAUUGUCGCUGGGCUCGAAAAGAAACGCCAGAAGCGUAAAGAAAAAUAUUGGCGUCAGCAUUGUCGUAAAGCAGCCAAGGAGCAGGCUGAACGCAAACCGAUCCCGGGUCGUGGAGCGGAAAGAAUGAAGGAGCUUGGCCUCGAAUGUGCAGAACGAACAAAAGGCUACGGCAUCGGACAACAAACUCAGCUGGUGCUUUCACUUUGA
Molecule: messenger RNA, 2223 nt
Organism: Fonsecaea erecta
Lineage: Eukaryota; Fungi; Ascomycota; Eurotiomycetes; Chaetothyriales; Herpotrichiellaceae
Exons: 1
Coding region: 1-2223 (740 amino acids)
Source: RefSeq, a predicted model, not a curated record